Aspergillus uvarum CBS 121591 is the source of this 1399-nucleotide messenger RNA. Its product is annotated as NAD(P)-dependent alcohol dehydrogenase. The coding region runs from base 118 to 1158 and encodes 346 amino acids. The transcript has a single exon. NCBI's taxonomy places the organism in Eukaryota, Fungi, Ascomycota, Eurotiomycetes, Eurotiales, Aspergillaceae. The record is from RefSeq and is a predicted model, not a curated record. Gene Ontology annotation, molecular function: oxidoreductase activity.
CAAAAACAUUCCGCUUCCAGCCACUCCCUCUGCCACUUUCACUUCAACCUCCCUCCCAAACCCACACCAGUAGCAGACUACCACUUCACGGACCUGUACACGACACACCCACCCAAGAUGACGACAACAACAGCAACGACCCCCUUCCCAACCACAAUGCGAGCCUGGCUCUACAGCCACACCAACCCGACCCUCGAAGCCAACCUCACCCUAGAGCCCUCCGCGCGCGCGCCUCCGGGGCCGCUCAAACCGUCGCAAGUCCUCAUCCGCGUGCUGACCGCCGCCCUCAAUCCCGCCGACUACAAAGUGCCCGCCAUGCCGAUCGUGACGACCGCCCUGAUCCGCAAGCCCGCCAGCCCGGGCCUCGACUUCGCCGGCGAAGUCGUCGCCACCGCCGAUGACACCUCCCCAUUCACGCCCGGCCAAGUCGUCUACGGCACGCUCGACCUGCCCACCCAAUUCGGCUCGCUGGCCGAAUACCUCAUCGCCCGAGAAGAGAACCUCCACCCGGUGCCCGCGGGGGUCGAGGUCGACCACGCCGCGACCGUCGGCGUCGCGGGCAUGACGGCGUGGCAGUCGAUCGCGCCCUUCAUCGCCCCGGACACCGGAGCCAACGUCUUCAUCAACGCCGGGUCCGGCGGCUGCGGGAUCUACGCCAUCCAGAUCGCCAAGGCGCUGGGGUGCACCGUGACGACGACGUGCUCGACCAAGAACGUGCAGUUCUGCCAGGAGCUGGGCGCGGACGAGGUGCUGGACUAUACCGCGGAGGAUGUGGUGGCCGUUCUGAAGGCCAAGGGCCCGGUGUUCGACCACGUCGUCGAUCAUAUCGGCCUGCCGGCGGAGAUGUACAACGAGUGCCAUGCGUUCUUGAAGCCGGGCAAGGUGUUUGCGCAGGUCGGCGCGACGCGCUUCCCGACCUUCGCGACGCGCCUGCUGCGGCCGAGCUUCUUGGGUGGCGGGAAGCGGCGGUACUUGCCUAUCUUCUGGAAGCCUAAGAAGGAGGAUCUGGUGAGAGUGGGUGAGCUGAUCAGGGAUGGAAAGGUGAAGGUCGUGCUGGAUAGUGUCUAUGAGUUUGAGGAUGCACCCAAGGCUUUCGAGAAGUUGCGCUCGGAGCGGGCGCGCGGGAAGGUGGUGGUGCAUGUAUCGAGUCGAGCAUGAAAUGGGAUGGGAUGGAUGAAUGAUGGAGAGUUACAGAUUCGCCAUGCAACGCUUUUGGGUUCUCUAUGUACAGUACGUGGAUUAUGAUACCACGAGGGGUUUAAUCAAUCAGUCACACCCCUCGCAAACAAACAACACGAAGAAGAAUGCCAAUCACUUCUUCCGUUGCAAGAAGGUCAUCGCCGCCACGGCCAUGGCAUCCACCGCGGUCUGCAGCGUAGGUUCGAUGACUGGGGCGAAG